AUGGAGUAUUUCUUGGUCUUAGGUUUUGUGGGGAUUCUCAGAGAAUCUCUCAAAAUCUUCUUCAAAAAUAGGAAGCUCAUGGCAUUCCUUACUUUGCUAAUCCUUUCAUUCAACUCAAUAUUUUUUUUCAUCAAUGUCCUCUCCAUCAAACCAUUAUGGUCUGACUUAGUUUUGGAGCUAAGUCUCUUACCUUCCACAGAGCCCAAAACUUCCGAAUUUUUCCACCUUCUCGCGGCGAUGAAAGAAGAUAUUCGAUCAUAUAUCGGCCUCGAAUGGAUGUUUAUUGUUUUCAGUACUCUUGCCUCCAUGUUUUUAGCAACUUCUAUCGUCAUUGCAGCAGCCGUGUGCCAUGGAGGAAGAAGCUUAUUAUCUUUCAGAAAACUGUUGUGGGCAACUGUUGCGUUACAGACAAGGCCUUUCUUCACUCUCUUAUAUAAUACCGUUCUGAGAUAUGGUUACUUUUUUCUUUUCUUGGCAAAUCUUUUUCCCUUUCUUCUUGUUGUUCAACAGAUGGUCACCUCAAAGGUCUUAUUAUCUACUGUAAUUAUAAUUCUAGCUUCAGUUCUGUAUAUUUACUUGAAUGUUACUUGGAAUUUAGGGUUUGUUGUCUCAGUUUUGGAAGAGAAAAGUGGAAGUGAGGCUAUCGGAAAGGCAGCGAAAAUCAUUAAGGGCAAGCGGCUGCAUGGUUUUAUUUUGAAUCUUGUGUUUAUGAUUUUAACUUUGGUGAUAUUCCUGAGUGAUUUGACGGUGAAACUAGCAGCUGCGAAUUCAGUGAUUAUUGGGUUUUUUGUGACGGUUGUUCUCGGCCUGGUGAAUAUAUUGCGGUGGAUGGCAUACACAAUUUUGUACUACCAGUGUAAGAAGAACCAUGGAGAAGAGGUUGAGUUGCCAUGGAGCAAAGGUUAUAGCCAAGUACCUAUACAUCCUCUUCUUAAUGACAAUGAACCGUCUGAUCACCAAGGAGAGGCAUGUGAUGCGUGAUUUGAUCAUCCUAAUGAUGUUGCGUUGUGAAAGUGUAUUUGCAGUUAUAAUAAAUAAGCCUAUUUGAGUUGAA
Molecule: messenger RNA, 1054 nt
Organism: Mangifera indica (mango)
Lineage: Eukaryota; Viridiplantae; Streptophyta; Magnoliopsida; Sapindales; Anacardiaceae
Exons: 1
Coding region: 1-981 (326 amino acids)
Source: RefSeq, a predicted model, not a curated record